Saxophila tyrrhenica is the source of this 492-nucleotide messenger RNA. RefSeq lists its product as uncharacterized. Gene Ontology annotation, biological process: SRP-dependent cotranslational protein targeting to membrane. Gene Ontology annotation, cellular component: signal recognition particle, endoplasmic reticulum targeting. Lineage: Eukaryota; Fungi; Ascomycota; Dothideomycetes; Mycosphaerellales; Extremaceae. Bases 1 to 492 code for a protein of 163 amino acids. The transcript is spliced from 3 exons. The record is from RefSeq and is a predicted model, not a curated record.
AUGGUCCUCCUCACGACCAGCGAAGAAUGGCAGCGCCAGUCGUCCCUCUUGCUGCAAGCCCGACCCACCACAGCUCGCAUCUCCGUCAAAUACAACGUCCCGAACCUCCAGUCAGCCAAAUACCAGAGACGCAAGAAGUUCACGAAGGCCAUCGAGCGUGAAGACAAACCCACCGCCGAAACUGCGCAGCCGAAAGUGCCAAAAGCUAUUUUGUGCUUAAAAACCUACGACCCCGAGUCCGGCGUGUGCCUACAGUUCAAGACAGAUAGAGCAGCGGAGGUCGGUCGUCUGAUCAAUGGGUUAGGGAAGCUGGGGAGACAUAUGGCGGCCUUGCCGCAGAAGACCGAAGAUACUGUCAUGGAGGAUGCGCCUCCUGUGGAGACCACCGCCGGCCAGGAUCAACCCGCUGCGACUUCGACUGACAAGCCUUCCGUGCCUGCAGGUGGUGGUGGCGGGGGCGGUGGGAAGAAGAAAAAGAAGGGCAAGAAGUGA